This is a messenger RNA of Pseudophryne corroboree (corroboree frog), 4098 nucleotides long. It is a transcript of the gene GRIPAP1, whose product is annotated as GRIP1 associated protein 1. The record is from RefSeq and is a predicted model, not a curated record. Gene Ontology annotation, biological process: regulation of recycling endosome localization within postsynapse; neurotransmitter receptor transport, endosome to postsynaptic membrane; regulation of neurotransmitter receptor transport, endosome to postsynaptic membrane. Lineage: Eukaryota; Metazoa; Chordata; Amphibia; Anura; Myobatrachidae. Bases 124 to 2706 code for a protein of 860 amino acids. The transcript has 28 exons. Gene Ontology annotation, cellular component: extrinsic component of postsynaptic early endosome membrane; postsynaptic recycling endosome; glutamatergic synapse.
CUGUAGUCGUUGGUAGAGUGGAGCGCCCGUCUGGUCGCGGCGGGUCUCUAUGGUGGCAGCUGGACUGUACCAUUGAGCUGAGCGGCGGGGGUGCAGUGCCGGUGCCGGGGCUGUGACAGGAAGAUGGCGCAGGCUCUGUCAGAGGAUGAGUUCCAGCGGAUGCAGGCCCAGCUGCUGGAGCUCCGAACCCAAAACUACCAACUAUCAGACAGCUUGCGGAAAAACAACCAGGAACUCACGUCUCUUCGUCAGAAACAGGCGUCUCUGGAGAAAGAGUUUUUCAAAGCUCAGAAGGCACUCAGUAAAAGCAAGAAGGCCCAGGAGGUGGACGCGUUGCUGGGGGAGAAUGAGAUGCUGCAGGGAAAGCUGCACAGUCAGGAGGACGAUUUCCGGCUGCAGAACAGCACGUUGAUGCAGGAGCUGUCCAAGCUGUGUUCCCAAAUUGAACAGCUGGAAGCAGAAAACCAGCAGCUGAAGCGGGGCGGCUCACCUCCGGACGGCGUCCCCGGGGCGACGGAGGGCGAGAUGAGGCGCCUCCAGGCUGAGAACACCGCGCUGCAGAGGACAAUUGGCUCACUUCAGGACCAGCACGAGAAGGAGAUCGCAGCACUCAGGAGCCAGGAACCUCAGGCCAACGGGCUCCGCACCUCACACACAGGUCCUGGGGGGGAGAGCGAGACCUCGGAUACACAAGCUGAUGGACAGGCUCCGCAGGGGCAGGAUGGAGAACAAUCCAAUACCUGGGAACCGAGAGAGAACAACCUCCAAGGUAUAACACUCAAGUUAGCAACACAGACAGAAGAGAACAAGCUGCUGAGAGACCAGAUAGAGACUCUACAGGGGGAGAUCUCCAAGGUACAAGAGGAGAACACAAAGAUAUCUGAAAAAUUAAAGAAGAAGCAUGACAGUUAUUUGCGUCUCCAAACGGACAAGGAAGCUCUGUACAAUGACAGCAGGACGAAGAUCGAGGAGAUCCAGCAGAGGAAAGAGGAGGAGCUGAAGGCUCUGACCUCACGCAACCAGAAGAUGCAGCAGGAGUUGCAAGCGGCUCAGCAGAAUUGUGCCGAGCUGAAGGAGCAGAUUCAGAACCUGAAGCAGGACCACGAUAAGGCUCUUCAUGGUCUGCAGGAGCAGGUAGCCUGGCAGAGUGCGGAGAGCCAGGAGCAGGUUGACAACAUUCUGUCAGAGAACGAUGCCUUGCGCACCAAUCUAGCGGCCUUGGAGCAGAUUCAAACCUCUAGAACCCAGGAGCUCAGUUUACUGCGGGACCAAACUUCAGCGCUGACGGCGGAACUGCAGCAGCAGCAGACUGAGAGGGAGGGGCUCCUGGCGCUCAGAGAGGACCUGAAGACUCAACUCCAGGAGUCCAGCCGUGCGAAUAGCCGCCUGGCGGAGCAACUGCUGGAGCAGAAGCAGGAGAUGCAGCAGUUACAGCAGGACCUGGACGAGGCCCGCAAGAGCGCAGACAAGAGAAAAGUCAUGCUGGACGAGAUGGCCAUCGAGAUGCAGCAGGAGAAGGCACGGCACAAGGAGGAGGUGGGCAACAUUAAGCUCCAGCACGAGAAAGAGGUGCUGAGCAUCCGCGCCAAAUAUGAGAAGGAGCUGAGGGAGCUUCACGAAGGGAAGAACCGCGGGGAGGAAGACCUGCGGGUCCAGCUGAGGGACGAGAAGGCCCGCUGCAGAGAACUGGAAGGAUUGCAGCAAACUACAGAGGAGCUGCGCUUACAGAUUCAGUCACUAGAGGGAACCAAAGGGUGGUUUGAGCGACGGUUGAAGGAUGCGGAGGAGACAGUUGAGCGGAACCAGCUGCAGCACCUGGAGGACUUGGCCAAACGGCGGGAUGAACAUUCUGCGGAGCUGCAGGUGAAACAACACGAGCUGGAGACACUCAUGGGGCAAAUAAAGGCUUUUGAGAAAGAGAGAGAGAGUUUUAAUGAGACAAUAGAGCAGCUGAGACAGGAGGUAAAAGAUACAGCGGAUGGACAGAGAAUCUUGGAGAAGAGAGGGAGUGCAGCUCUAAAAGACCUGAAAAGACAACUGCAUCUGGAGAGGAAGAGGGCGGAUAAGUUACAGGAACGUCUGCAAGAGAUUCUCACCAACAGUAAAACACGGACAGGCUUGGAGGAUUUGGUGUUGGCUGAGAUUAGUUCUCCCAGCCGGACACAGACUGGAGAUAGCAGCAGUGUCUCCUCCUUCAGCUACAGGGAAAUAAUGAAGGAGAACGCAACUCCCAGCAGCAAUAAGUCUAAUAGUGGAAGCCCCCAGUCCCAGCCACAGAGACCGGUGGAGCUGUCUGAUGAGGAGGUGUCUGAAUUGUUCCAGAGACUUGCCGAAAUUCAGCAGGAAAAAUGGCUGCUAGAAGAGAAGGUGAAACACUUAGAAGUGAGCAGCGCUUCCAUGGCGGAGGAUCUGCGUAGUAAGAGCGCCAUUAUCGAGACCUAUGUCAUGGACAGCAGGAUAGAUGUGUCCGCCACCCACGGGCAAGUAGACCGCAGCAGCCUUGGUAGUGUUCUCAGGGACCUGGUGAAACCUGGUGAUGAAAACCUGAGGGAGAUGAACAAAAAACUACAGAACAUGUUGGAGGAACAGCUGACCAAAAACAUGCACCUCCAGAAGGACCUAGAAGCCCUCUCACAGGAGAUCGUCCGACUCAGCAAGGAAUGUGUGUCGGCGCAUGAGACCCUCCAGACUCCCUCCAAAAGCUGAAGACUGGACUCUGGUUCCUCGUCGACGAUCUCAGAUUUUGAACUAGCAUAGCCCCACCUCCUCAAUUCCCGUUCCCCAUUACAUCCGCAUCUUCUCCUCAAUCCUAGUCUUAAUCCUGCUUGUGCAUUCCAUGUAUGUGUAUGUCCGUCUGCCUCCUAACAGCCUCUUCUCAUCCGUAUGCCGCGGAGUAAGGGUGGGUUCCAAGUUACAAUGUACAGGAGAUUUGCACAGAUCUGAAAUAAUAUAUACUGUAGAUAGGCCUCACUGCAAACAGUGUCCUUACUCUAAGCUCCCUUUUUAUUCUGCUCACCCCUACAGAAGUGGUUAUUUUAUAUUGAUGUUCCCUACCCACUGCCUCUUAAACACAAUGUCCUCCCAGCUUCUACUAUGUCCAUGGUGUUGACCAUGUAUGACCCCUGUGGACCUUCCACCAUACAUCGUCCAUGCAACAUAAACCAAGGUUACUCAGACUUUUCUAGGUGUCCCCAGCACGCCAUGUUAGCAGAACUUCCUUAAUCAUGCCUCGGUGAAUUGAUAUAAUGGACUGAUCAGUAAUUAGGGGUGAGCUGCAGAAGCGGUUAGCACCACCAAAUGCACAUGUGGCUGUUGCAGGAGAUGUGCGGUGUUCAGGUCCGCCAGUCACGGAAGGCCCAUAUACUAGUCCCAGGAUUACGUGAUUUGGACCUGUAGACCCCUUUUGUGAGGCUCUGUCCAGCUAGGGUGUUUUUGGAGGGUAUCUGAAGUACUUUAUGGUUCAUGUUCUCUCCAAACACACCUCGUGCUCUAGCUCAAUUGGGAUUUAAAAACGUAAGCGCCUGCUUUGUUCAGGAAUGGCUAUGUGCAGACAUGGUGUAUCGGGACAGACCUAGCCUCAUUUGAGCCUGCAUGCUCCCACGCUGAGGUCCACAAGCAUGGUCUGAAACCCACAAUCUCAUCUAGGCCGAACCUUGAGGUUCAUGUUCUGUAUAUCGUGGGAGGCGCUGCACCGUCCGCAUAGAGUCAGGCUCUGCCUGGCGUGAGGUUCUCCUUUAUAUAUAAUGCACCUUGUAAAAUGACUUGUAUAUAUCAUCGUGUGUGUAAUUGUUAGUCUGUGUCUUACCGCAAGGAAGGAGCGGGACCCUAUUUACACUGGAGACGUGUUAUCGGUGGCCGGUCAGCAGUGACAGAUGUGUAUUUUAAUGACUGUUUUCUGGACACUUUCCUUUCUUUAUAAAAAAUAAAGGGCAGCUGUGCGCCGAGCUAGGCGGUGGCAGCGUGAGUGCGGUGAGCGCACGGCGGCGAUCACGUAGGGAUGCGACUCUUAAGCAGCCAUAUUGUAACGUCAUGCAUGCCACCUGCCAGCACAGGACUGCAACAUGUACAUGACUGGAAAUAAAGUGUUAUCUAUUCAGA